UAUUGUUCGAGCGCGCUUUCAGCCUGUUUGCUUCUGUUGUCAGAGAGAGUUGUCUGCUUGGAGCAGUGUUUACGCGUCUAAAAGGCCGGUUAUAUCCUUUGAUUUGGGCGCCUGUAUUAGACUGUACCACCAGGAAUCUUGCACUAAUGUGUUGCUGUCCUAGAUAUUUACGUCGAAUGGUUUGAGUCUUCAUCAUUAAACUUAUUCAAGUGGGCAUUGCUACCUUACUCUGCUAGCUUGCUAGCUAACGACAAGCAACCCCGCUAGCAGGCUGCAACUCAAAAGCAGGUUGUCUUCACUCUGCUGAAGGGCGCGAUUGGCUAUAAUCUCAGGGAAGAGCCUGGUUGCACUGAAUCUGGAAAUUUACUCUCUUCUUGGGACAAGCUAAGAUCUUCAGGACGUACAGAAGUUGUGGGCAGUGAUGGCAGAAAGACCCGAGGACCUCAACCUUCCCAACGCUGUCAUUACGCGGAUAAUUAAAGAAGCACUGCCCGAUGGAGUGAAUGUAUCAAAGGAGGCGAGAAGGGCCAUCUCCCAGGCGGCCAGUGUAUUUGUUCUUUACGCUACAUCCUGCGCUAACAACUUUGCCAUGAAGUCAAAACGGAAGACGCUGAAUGCUGGCGAUGUGAUGUCAGCCAUGGAGGAGAUGGAGUUUGAGCGGUUCCUGCAACCCUUGCGCGAGGCUCUGGAAGCUUACAAGAAGGGGCAGAAGGGCAAAAAGGAGGCCUCUGAGCAGAAGAAGAAAGACAAGGAGAAAAAGAGUGACGCAGAAGAGAGUGAUAAGAACAAGGAUGAAGAGGAGGAAGAGGAAGAACACAUGGACGAGGAGCCAGAGGUGGAGAAUGAAGCUGAGGAUGAGGAGGUGGAGAACUGAGGACGACCUCACCUCUUACUACAUCACAUGAUGGGCGGCACGCUUGUCGUUUGAACUGUUAGUUUCGUACUGAGCCAGUGGUCUGGGGCCUAUACUAAGAGGCUGGGUCAGGAGUAAACCAGGUUAAGUUAAGAGAUAAAUCAUCUAAUAGAAGAGCCUGGAGUCCUUAGUCUCUUAAGAAAAUGAGGACUCCAGGCUCUUCUAUUAUAUGAUUUACCUCUUAACGUAACCUGGUUUACUCCUGAACCAGCUUCUUGGUAUACCCCUCUGGGAUGCAGCUAUAUACAUAGUACAAUGUGUACAGUUUUUGUCAUACUGCUGCGAUGUGUAGUAUAGUACUACUUUGGACAAGUUUGGAGUUACACGCAUGGUGAAAUGUGAGGUGGGUUUUCAUCGCCAUCUUUUCAGAGUUACAUGGAGAACUGUGCUGUGUUUGUAGGGUUCCAAGAAAUGCUUUGAAAAGUGUAACACUUCUCAGGUUGCCAAAUUUAGAAAUGGCAGAGGUUUCCCCAAUCAUUGUGUCCAACUGGUGAGCUAGGGGCACAUUAAAACAGACAAAUAUGGAACAUAAGUCUUUUGGGUGGAGUUGUAACCCUUUGUACUUUUAUAUUUUGCCUUUUCAUAGAACUUUGUUAAAAAAAAAAAAAUACAGCGCUCCUAUCAUUAAAGUGCUAUAAAAAACA
Engraulis encrasicolus (European anchovy) is the source of this 1557-nucleotide messenger RNA. It is a transcript of the gene pole3, whose product is annotated as polymerase (DNA directed), epsilon 3 (p17 subunit). The transcript is spliced from 4 exons. The coding region runs from base 422 to 874 and encodes 150 amino acids. NCBI's taxonomy places the organism in Eukaryota, Metazoa, Chordata, Actinopteri, Clupeiformes, Engraulidae. The record is from RefSeq and is a predicted model, not a curated record. Gene Ontology annotation, molecular function: chromatin DNA binding; protein heterodimerization activity. Gene Ontology annotation, cellular component: epsilon DNA polymerase complex; CHRAC. Gene Ontology annotation, biological process: DNA damage response; leading strand elongation; heterochromatin formation.